AGGACGCAGCCCACCCUGAAAAGUAUGCAGCAGGUAAAGAAGACAGAUCCCAUGGAAGAAGUAACAGUCCUUUGCAUUCUAAGUGGAAUAAUAAGAUCACCCAGGAGGAACCAGGGCUCUAUACUCCUGAACUCCAUCAACUCAAACAACCUCAAGGGCAGGACAGGAACCCCCUCGUAGGAUACCCAAAGAGCACGCCGGAACCUCCCAAGAGGAGCAAUAGCUCCAUGAGAUACCAAAUCCCAACGAAACCAGAGUCAGGAAAUGCAGGCAAGAGAGCCACAAGAAUAAUCUUGAAGAGCAGUACCCACCAGCGAGGUUGGAACUUGAUUAUAUUUCCAGGGGAACUCCCAAAGCCCCCCAAACAAGACAAGGACUGGGGGAUGACAACCAAAACCCGAAGGCUCAGAUUUUCCGGCUUAGACAAGUGGAAGAAGGACGUCCUCAAUAAGAGGACCGAGAAGUCGAUAAGACUGAGGAAGAUAGAUCCCAAUACUUAG
Messenger RNA from Plasmodium inui San Antonio 1, 500 nucleotides. RefSeq lists its product as hypothetical. The record is from RefSeq and is a predicted model, not a curated record. NCBI's taxonomy places the organism in Eukaryota, Apicomplexa, Aconoidasida, Haemosporida, Plasmodiidae. The annotation marks the transcript as partial. The transcript is spliced from 2 exons.